UAUUUCAAUUUGGCUGAUUGUUGCAACUACUCUCGUUCAAUUAGCAGCUCGACACCUCACUCAGCAGAGCGUUCAUAUUUCAUGUAGUGCAAUUUAUAAAUUAAUUACUAAUCGCGUUUAUGGCAUGAAUGCCGCUCUUCCCGUUUCUCGAGAGAACGCGUCGGCAAAAAGCGUGUGUGUGUACUUAGCGCCGAGCAAUUUACUGCAACUGCGAGACGUCCAUAACAUAUUAGCUUUGGUUGUUUUUGCCCAUACCUCAAGGCUGCACUCAGGAUUUCAGUGUGGGCCUUGUGGUGUGUGCACACGCAUUGGGUCCUUGUGGGUCCUCGAAGGGCCCAGAGGCAUGAGAUUGAGGUAAGAGAUGGAUAAUGAGCAACCUCACCAGGAACUCGUCAAGUGCGUCGUGGUCGGCGACACGGCCGUCGGCAAGACGCGUCUCAUCUGCGCCAGGGCGUGCAACAAAAGGGUCUCCCUCGAACAACUGCUCACGACCCACGUACCCACCGUGUGGGCCAUUGACCAGUACCGCAUCUACAAGGAUGUUUUGGAGCAGUCGUGGGAAGUUGUCGACGGAGUCAACGUCUCUCUCCGACUUUGGGAUACAUUUGGAGAUCAUGAAAAGGACAGACGAUUUGCCUAUGGCAGGUCGGACGUGGUGCUGCUGUGCUUCUCGAUCACGAAUCCGGUGUCGCUACGUAACUGUCAGGCGAUGUGGUAUCCAGAAAUCAGACGCUUCUGCCCGCAGACGCCAGUCCUCUUGGUCGGCUGCAAAAACGACCUUAGGUACAUGUACCGCGAUGACGAGUACCUCAGGUUCUUCAGGGACCGCAGUCCGUUUGUGCGUCCGACGCGCAAAGCAGACUUGGUGAUGCCUGACCAGGCGAGGGCUGUCGCCAAGGAGCUCGGGCUGACCUACUACGAAGCCUCCGUGCUGACCCACUACGGAGUCAACGAGGUCUUCGAGAACGCCAUCAGGGCAGCCCUGAUUUGCCGCAAACAACAACGCUUUUGGAUGACCAAUUUGAAGAAGGUCCAGAGACCUCUACUGCAGGUUCCGUUUUGCCCUCCACCGCCAGCCCGACUCGAAGUGAGCAUGGUGUCCAGCCUUUUCGAAGAGCACAUGGGCGUGCUGCUCACACAGCAAGCGCACACAGAUGUCGUCUUCGUGGCUGGCAGUGUUGGUUUUGUGGCUCACCGCUUCUUGUUGGCGGCGGCCUCGCCCUCGCUGCACCGACUCUUCUGCAGCGCCGAUCCCGUGUGCGAGCUGGCCGCGGCCCGCAGCUCAUCGGAGACCAGCCUGGUACAGAUCCGACUAAAUUCCUCUGAAUUAAAUUCAUUAAAAAACCGAACCCAGGCCAGCACCUUUGGCGAGUCGGCAACCGGUGACUUCAACGAUGACACCGAACUGCUGUUGAUUGAAAACAACAAUAAAUCAAAUCAAAGGCUGUGGGACUUAAGUAAACGUAGAUCGAGUUGCCAAGUGUUUCCCAGCAUCCACCAUCAGAGAGUGAGCAUCAACAAAGAACUCAACCAUCCAGCCUUUCAGUCUAUCAGAAUUGAACAGUGCAACAGCAGAGAAGGCAGGGCCUGCACAUCGGCUGUGCAGACAGUGGUCACGCUGACAAAGCUCGUGAGCCCCUUGGCCAUGCAACAGUGCCUCAAGUUUCUCUACACUGGUACCAUAGACACCAGUAAACUCAGCGAAAUAGCCUCCAUACCUAUUGGACUUUUACUGGAAAUCCGUCUGGCUGCUGAAUUCAUGGAAUUGCCAGAGCUGUUGGUUUUCGUGACCAACAUUGAGAGAUGCGAGGAAUUCCUCAACGCUGAACUCAAGCAGCAAUAUCGAAAGGCUGUUCGAGCUCGCCUCCGUUCCCUUUGCCUUAGCCAGGGUUCUUUUUCGGACGUGAAAUUUAAAUUGGAAGACGGAACUAUUGCAGCUCACAAAGCUCUGCUGAUGGCUCGAUGUGACGUGAUGCGUGCAAUGUUUUCAGGAGAUUUCAGAGAGAGUGCUGCUAAAGUUGUCGAAUUUCCCGGUGUCAAGGAAGAGCCUUUUUCCCAGCUACUCCACUUCUUGUACACUGACGAAUGUCCACCUGGUUUGAGCAAGCACAGGUGCGUGGAUCUUCUCGAGCUGGCCAACCGAUUGUGCCUUCCGAGGCUGACUAGUUUGGUUGAGACCAAACUUGUGAGGGAAAUGCAGAAGGCCGUGGACGCCGGCUCUCCAGAGGACAUUACCGACACUUGUUUGAAACUCCUAGAGCCCUGCAAGUUGCACAAUGCUGAUCAGCUGGCAGACUGGUGCAUGAACCACUUAUGCACAAACUACAACAAGAUUUGCAAGUCAUUGCCAAAGCUGCUGAAGGCCUUACAUCCUGAAAACCAGGCUUACCUUUCUGAAAAUAGGUGGCCGCCUGUGUGGUAUGUCAAGGACUACGACUACUAUCAAAAGUGCUUGUUUGAGCGCGAGAAAGAGGAACGUCCGCCGAUGAAGACUCUGAAACGAAGCCGUCACAAUUCUGGGUGCCUGUGUUUCACUGGAAAAUCCCGCCGCGACUCGGACAAGCCUCUCGUCCCAUCCUCGAUUUAAUUUAAUUAUUGAUUCUCUGCUCUCAAACGAACGUAAUGCACGAAGUAAAAAUCGAACACGAGAUAAUAUAUAAUUAUUAUUAGAGUGCACUCUUGCAAUGGCAAAAUGUCCCCAAACUACACAAGUGUAAUCACUUUUCUUGUCUCAUCUCUGCGCAAAAGUCCUCAGCAAAUUUUCCGAUAUCAAGGCUGUUUUCUCGCUCAAAAUGCUGCAUUUUUGGAUAACUGAUUUCUUACCAAGUGGAAAUUUCAUUCUGGAUGAAUGAAAGAAACUUUGGAAAACAAAUUUUCUUCAGAAGUUAAUGAAAAUUGUUAAAAUGUCUGUUGUGCUUUGAAGGUUUUAGGGAAUAUCAUGAUCUAAUUCAAGAGCAAAUCUCAAAAAACGGUGUAAAUAUAUAUCGUUACAAAUUUUCAGAAGAUUCUUGAAAAGCCGUGACAAGCCUUCAUUUUUAUUUUUAUGAAUUUAGCUUGUGAAUAACUUUAGAGGCUUUGACCUAGAGCGGAUGUUACUCAUGCCGAUCGCAUUGUGUGCAUGGGACAGAUCUAGACUAUGUAGUUUCUAGUGAGAUGCAUAUAUGCUGUCAUUAUGUACUAGAGCAAAAUAUUACUCACACAUCAAUAUAGGCAUGAGAAUGGUGAAUGAGAAUUAUUACAAAAUAUGAAUAUACUAUCACACCUCUCACCCGUGAUCUCUCUUAGCUUACUGCAUUUUCAGAGAAAUUUUCCAAAAUGUGAUCAUUGCUCAUUGCAGAUGCUUUUGUUUGGUUUGCAUUUUAUUUAAGUGAUUUUAGUUUAUUGAAAUAUCGGUGCAUGUGGUGAAACACUUUUGGACUUUCCUUGACUUUUAAAUAAAAAAUAUAAGAGAUUUUAAACUUUCUAAAUCAUCAAUGCAUGUUUAAAACUAUAUUUAUCCAGCGAAAAAUUAUUUUAAAAGUGUUCGUUCUGCCGAACGGACAGAUUUACAAUCUUAAUUUAAACAUCAAUGAUUUUCAUCUCUAGUCACCAUUGAACAUUCAUUUCAAUGCGCCAAUUAUUUGCCAAAAUAAUCAGUGCGAUCAUUGGUCCGAGAUUUUAUUACCAACCUUUUUUAUUUUUCUAUAUUGCAAUAUGCAGCAUAUCGAUCUUUUCAAAAAAGAGCCAAAAGAUUUGACAACAUUUUAUAUACGAAUAAGGCUGUAUGUUUUGCACCUUCGAUGUAAACAAUAUUAAACUGCAGAUGAUGCUCUAUGUAAGUAACGAUAAGUACCAGAGAGGUGGAGAUGCACUGAAUGUGAAAAAUAAUAGCUCAUCUUUUGAAAGUGCAGCAGCAAAAUUAAGUCAGUUAAGUAUGGAAUGCUCGACGAGGGUAGAAUAAAAUGUGUAGGAAUCGUAGCGCAUAAUAGAGCACUGAAUAAUAAAAUACAGUGGACGGUUUUUGAUUCAUUAAUUGUUUCUCGAUCAGAAAAAUCGGAAAAAUCGAUAUUAUAUUUUGGCCAUGUUUGAAAAUUUCGCUUGUACUCUUUCCUUAAAUAAUGCAAUUUAAUAAAUUCUUCUACUGCAAA
Molecule: messenger RNA, 4127 nt
Organism: Cloeon dipterum
Lineage: Eukaryota; Metazoa; Arthropoda; Insecta; Ephemeroptera; Baetidae
Gene: RhoBTB
Product: Rho-related BTB domain containing
Exons: 14
Coding region: 362-2587 (741 amino acids)
Biological process (GO): establishment or maintenance of cell polarity; engulfment of apoptotic cell; cortical cytoskeleton organization
Cellular component (GO): cell projection; cytoplasmic vesicle; cytoskeleton
Molecular function (GO): protein kinase binding; GTPase activity; GTP binding
Source: RefSeq, a predicted model, not a curated record